Molecule: messenger RNA, 1762 nt
Organism: Mandrillus leucophaeus (drill)
Lineage: Eukaryota; Metazoa; Chordata; Mammalia; Primates; Cercopithecidae
Gene: MOCS2
Product: molybdenum cofactor synthesis 2
Exons: 7
Coding region: 658-1224 (188 amino acids)
Biological process (GO): Mo-molybdopterin cofactor biosynthetic process
Cellular component (GO): cytosol
Molecular function (GO): molybdopterin synthase activity
Source: RefSeq, a predicted model, not a curated record
GUAAUUUGGUCUUGCUGUCCCAGGCGGGAUGGUGCCACUGUGCCAGGUAAGGGUGGCGGGUGUGCGUGAGGGCCUGGGUGCGGAGCCCUCCUCGACGUGUCUCUCCCGCCCUUUCCCUCCACAGACCCAGCCCUGGUCAGUCGGACCUCCCCACUAGCCCCCAACUAACACCCACCCUGGCCGGGAUCUUCGGUUUGGGGGCGACCCCGCCCUAGGGCCCUCCGGACUUUGUUGCUGCUGCUGCCGCAGCAGAAGUCGGGUCCACUCCGAGAACUCCUGUCCGCUCACGGCAACAAGGACGGGUUCAUUCUGAAGGCGCCUCGACCUUUUGUGGCCACCUCUUUCCGAGAUUAUUCGUUUUGAUGACGCUAAAAUUUUAAUCUGAAAAGAAAUGCACUUCAUUUCUGCUUCAUCUGUAGAUUUCCACAUCCUUGAUUAUUUGCAAACCUGUAAUUAUUUCGUAAAGAGUAGUUUGCACGGAGUGACAGGUUGUAGUAUUGUAUUUUGCAAAAAGUGCUGAAAUAACAGGAGUUCAUUCAGAGACCAUUUCUGUGCCGCAAGAAAUAAAAGCGUUGCAGUUGUGGAAGGAGAUAGAAACUCGACAUCCUGGAUUGGCUGAUAUUAGAAAUCAGAUAAUAUUUGCUGUUCGUCAAGAAUAUGUCGAGCUUGGAGAUCAGCUCCUCCUGCUUCAACCGGGAGACGAAAUUGCCGUUAUCCCCCCCAUUAGUGGAGGAUAGUGCUUUUGAGCCGUCUAGGAAAGAUAUAGAAGAAGUUGAAGAGAAAUCUAAAGACGUUAUAAACUUUACUGCCGAGAAACUUUCAGUAGAUGAAGUCUCACAGUUGGUGAUUUCUCCGCUCUGUGGUGCAGUAUCUCUAUUUGUAGGGACUACGAGAAAUAACUUUGAAGGGAAGAAAGUCAUUAGCUUAGAAUAUGAAGCGUAUCUACCCAUGGCGAAAAACGAAGUCAAAAAGAUUUGUAGUGACAUUAGGCAGAAAUGGCCAGUCAAACACAUAGCAGUGUUCCAUAGACUUGGCUUGGUUCCAGUGUCAGAAGCAAGCAUAAUCAUUGCUGUGUCCUCAGCCCACAGAGCUGCAUCUCUUGAAGCUGUGAGCUAUGCCAUUGAUACUUUAAAAGCCAAGGUGCCCAUAUGGAAAAAGGAAAUUUAUGAAGAGUCAUCAUCUUGGAAAGGAAACAAAGAGUGCUUUUGGGUAUCCAACAAUUAAUCACUUAGUUUUUAGAGCCUGCAAUCUUAACUUUGUUAAACUAUGAUCAUUGAUCACAUUUUGAUUUUUUUCUCUCCACAUUAGGAUAGUUUCUGAAGCACAGUCUCUUAUGUUAUACUAGUGGGACAAAAGGAAGAAAAAGGAAGCAAGAUAAAUGGAUAUGUAGGAUGAAGGGUUACUUAAAAUGGAACUAAAGAUAGAAGGAGGACUGUAGGAAAGAAAUGGAAUAAUUUAAAAACGAGGAAAGAUGUCUGUGGUAGACAUGUCCUUCCAUGACUAAUUUCUAAUUGUAACUCAAACUCACAUUGAGGUAUGGGCCCUCCUCAGUGACUUUAACUGACUCAGAAAGAUACUCCCCCACCAGCCCCACCUCACCACCGCCGUCCGGGUUCAGGGAGAGCGUUAUUAUCAAGGAUGCAUGACAGGAAUGUUGGCAGAACUGGAAAGUAUUAAAAAAUCAUUAUCAGACAGUCUUGAUAUAUAUUUUCAGAAAUAUAUUAAAAAUAAUAAACUAAAACCGAUUUCAAAAGUUUAAAAA